Messenger RNA from Lasiodiplodia theobromae, 2055 nucleotides. RefSeq names its product GPI-anchor transamidase precursor protein. The transcript has 2 exons. The record is from RefSeq and is a predicted model, not a curated record. Bases 1 to 2055 code for a protein of 684 amino acids. Lineage: Eukaryota; Fungi; Ascomycota; Dothideomycetes; Botryosphaeriales; Botryosphaeriaceae.
AUGCAGAAAAUACCUCUAGGCGGGGGGGCCACCUACACUUCUCUCCCCUCGGUCAACAUCACCCUCUUCCUCACCGCACACCCGCAACCCAUUGCGCACGGCGCCCGUCUCGAUGCCGCCGACAAGACCUGGCAUCUUACCUCGCCCACGCCCUAUGACCCUCCCCUUACCUAUGGCGGUUGGACCCAGUCGCGCGCUCUCGGCACCCGCAUAGCCAGCCUGCUACAAGCCCGCGAAGACGGCGACAUUCCGUCCCCUGCAUCGCAUAGCCGGAGCAAUAGUCUGGACGCUGGCCUCAGCAAUCGCGCCUCGCCUAGCCCCGAUCGCCGGCGGAAGCGGAAGCACAGGGUUGUCAUCCACAGCUCGCCGUUUCUCCGCUGUAUCCAGACUUCGGUUGCAAUCAGUGCCGGCAUCGCGCAGUAUCAAGGCUCGCCGCCGGCAUCGCGCUCCCGUAGCAAUUCCCCGCGCCGCCGCGCUUCCUUGCACACCACGACCCUCAACGGUCGCGCCAACGACCGCUCUCCGGGCCCCAAGGCCAUUCCCGAGCCCGAAGACAACCCAACUCGCAACGUCUUGAGCAAGGCCUUCCAGAAGAGGAGCUUCGAGAAGACGACGCUGCGCGUUGACGCGUUCCUGGGCGAGUGGCUUUCGCCCGACUAUUUUGACAGCAUCACCCCGCCCCCGAAUUCGACCAUGAUGGUUGCGGGCGCCAAGGCGGAUCUUCUCCGCCGUGGUGAAUACAUAGAUGCACGCCCGAACUCUGCGCAGGGAUCAGGGCAUUUUCCCGGCGGCUGGGGCUCCGAUAGAGGCGCCGGCACCGCGAGUAGCUUCAACCCCUCCAACAACUCGCUUUCAGGCUUGGGCAGCUUGGCUCAGGCAUUGCCGCUCCGCGAUAGAGCUAGCAGUCAAGGAAGCGCUUCAAGCGCUGCCAGCAGAGCCAGUCGCAGGCGCGAGAUGGCCAUCGCGGCCACAUCAAAGGCCGAUGCCGGCGUCUACAGGCCGCCCGUGCCUUCAUACGCUGUAUCCCCCGCCGAGCCGAUUCCCAGAGGCUAUGUUGCCCAUGCACGAGACGCUUGCGUUGGAAUUGAUUAUCAGUGGGAUAGUAUGCGCGAGCCGCAGGAGUGGGGGGAUGGAGGCGUGUAUGGCGAGGAGUGGAGUGCGAUGCACAAGCGGUUUCGACGUGGUCUGAACAAGAUGGUUUCGUGGUACAAGAAGCAAGGUUCCGCAGGUCAUCCUGAUGAGGCCGUCGAAGAUGAAGAGGAGGAGGAGGAUCUUGUUUUGGUCUUGGUCACUCAUGGUGCUGGCUGCAACGCCUUGAUCGGCGCCCUGACCAACCAGCCAGUCCUUCUUGAUGUUGGCAUGGCUUCGCUGACCAUGGCUCUCAAGAAGCAGCCUUCAGAUCAACCGCCGUCGGAACCAGUGAGCCGCACGUCUUCGCCUUUCAACGAACGUCGUAGGUCCGGCCUUGAAAACGCGCUAGCGGACCAGUACGAAAUGGUCAUCGUUGCGUCGACGGAGCAUCUGCGCGUUGGUGCUGAUCCUGCUCGACCUGCGCUUCUGGCGGACAACUCGCUUGACCAAAUCAGUGAUUUCCAUCGUCGCCAUGCUGGAAGCUCUAUGGAGAACAUGGGAGACACCGGACGCAGGACAAGCAGUUCAUUGGGCAGCAUGAGGCGCAGCUCAACUGUCCACUCUCUCACAAGGAGCUAUACACCCGGCCACGGGCGUCAUACGCCCAGCAGUCCGAAUCUUGGUCCGACAACUGGACUGUGGAGCAAGCCGGCUCCGAAAGAAGAAGGAGCUCCCGUGGCGAAUAAUGGAGCUGGUACAGCAGACUUUCUGCUAAACUUUGGAACGACUGACGCCGCCAGUUCCAAGCCGGAGAUAGUAGUUCCAGAGAAGGAGGAGGCUCAAGAUGACAUUGCGCCGCUGCCUCCUAACAUCGGCCGAUCGAUGAGCCAGCAUGGGCUCUGGGGCUCUGUCCCGUCGGGAGCGCGUACGGAGAAGGAGAGAGGGCCGAAGAGACGUUGGACUAUCAACGAGCAAGAUGCUUAA